AAACGGGGAACAAACCCUCGAGGCUUCCAUCACCAUGACGGAGCCAAUCUUCCUCCGUCUCAUCAAACUCCUCUUGCCGGCAUCCUCUUCUACCCUCCAUGUCGGUGGGACGCUCCGCCUAUCUGGCUUUGGAUCCAGGCACACUAGAUAUUACUCCAGCACUCUUCGUAGCUUAAACGAAGUUGAGGGGCAGAGGAAGGACGUCAAAUGGCUUACUCUGCCGCCUUUUACUCCCACCGUCAACGGUGCUGAUCUCGGAAAAGUACUUUCCGACCGCCGUUCCGAAGCUAAAUGCGGGGUUGGAGCUACAUCCACCACUACUGCGCUCAAGUGGGUUCUUAAGUGCUGCCCUGAGCUACCCCGAAGCCUAGUACAGAAGCUCUUUCGUCUUAGACAGGUCCGAAGAGAAUCUGCUGCUGAGGAGAACGAAACUAUAGAAACUCAAGAACACAAACAUAGACUAAAAAGGGUGACAGCCAAAGACACCUUGAACUUAGGAGAUAGGAUCUUUCUUCCGGCUAGUGUUAAAGAGACGCCUCAAGAGAAACACGAGUGUGGUAUCACUGCUGCUGAAGUGAACUUUAUCCAAAGCCUAGUGUUGCAUAAGGACCCUGCCAUUCUUGUUCUGAACAAACCUCCAGGGCUGCCUGUUCAGGGUGGCAUCAAUAUCAGCAGGAGUUUAGAUGAAGUAGCUGCAGCAUGUUUAACUUAUGAAUACUCAGAAUCUCCUCGACUGGUGCAUAGACUGGACAGAGAUUGUACGGGCAUUUUGGUGAUGGGAAGGACACAGACAAGUGCUACAGCGCUGCAUUCCAUAUUCCGGGAGAAAACUUUCAGGGCAUCUGAUGAUAUUGGUAAGAAAAGGAGAAUCCUACAAAGAAGGUACUUAGCACUGGUCAUUGGAUGUCCACGACGUCCAAAGGGGUUUGUUUCCGCUUCAUUGGGUAAGGUGGUGGUAAACAACGGGAGAUCUGAUAGAAUAGCCAUCAUUGACAAUUCUUCGGAAUUAUCGUCGCAGCAUGCAAUCACGGAGUAUCGAGUGAUUGGGUCCUCGCCGCAUGGUUACUCAUGGUUGGAGCUAUCACCAUUAACCGGGAGAAAACACCAGCUUCGGGUCCACUGUGCUGAAGUGUUGGGAACACCAAUAGUUGGUGACUACAGGUAUGGAUUGCAAGCUCAUAGGAGGUGGAAACACUUUGAUGUGCCGGAUGAGGAGGACUCAAAUGGGGACGAAGAACUCCCCUUUGGGCUCAAUAUGAACAAGGGAAGUAUCUCUGAGAAGCAACCUCGUUUACAUCUUCAUUGUAAGCAUAUAGUCUUGCCCAAUGUAUCUCAAGCUCUGCAGGAUGUGCAAUCAUCAUCCACCCAUGAUCUUGGAAAUGUAGAAAGCCUCGAGUUUGUUGCUCCUCUCCCUCCAUAUAUGCAAAGAAGUUGGAAUCUGACAAAAUCCUGAGUCAUGGUUGAAAGGUAACAGCUUGUCACGUUCACUAGAUUCAAUCACGGUUCUUCCUCACCGCUGCCCUACUGCAUAUUUUAUGCUCUCAAGUCAAACAGCCAACAUGAUUACGUUAAGGUUUUGGCGCCUGUACCUCAGAUAGCCACUUGGUUUUUGUGUGUGGCUCUUUGUGCUCCCAAGUCUCCUUGCAAUCAUAUCAAACAUCAAUUUUCCCUCCAAUUCCUUUAAUAGGAAGUGUCAUGUAUUGUAUUGACCUUCGCAUCUUUAAUUCUAGUAUUCUCAUGUUAUUCUAAUUGCACGUUAAUUGAAAUCUUCAUUGAAGGCAGAAGAAAUGCUGCUGCAA
Neltuma alba is the source of this 1799-nucleotide messenger RNA. Its product is annotated as RNA pseudouridine synthase 4, mitochondrial-like. Gene Ontology annotation, molecular function: RNA binding; pseudouridine synthase activity. Bases 35 to 1453 code for a protein of 472 amino acids. The record is from RefSeq and is a predicted model, not a curated record. Gene Ontology annotation, biological process: enzyme-directed rRNA pseudouridine synthesis. The transcript has 10 exons. Lineage: Eukaryota; Viridiplantae; Streptophyta; Magnoliopsida; Fabales; Fabaceae.